Ostertagia ostertagi is the source of this 549-nucleotide messenger RNA. Lineage: Eukaryota; Metazoa; Nematoda; Chromadorea; Rhabditida; Trichostrongylidae. The record is from the annotation of a GenBank genome assembly.
AUGUACACUAGCGAGUCCGGAAAUGGCACGCUCUCUGAAGCCUGUGUUUUUCAAUUAGCUAAAUCGAAUACAGCAUGUGCAAAACGGGAAGCUGGAAAGGGAUUAGCGAUCUCUACCGUCUCUGCAUAUCCUGAAAAAGCCUUCUUGGAACCAUUGAAUAACUACACACGAACGAUUGUUCAAAAGCGUACUCGAGUAAUAUCUAUCACUGGAUGGGUGUAUAACUACGAUUAUAACGGCGUCUACUCAAAGCUGCAACAAAAUGCAACACAUCCUACUCACAUAUUCCGAAUUUUGAUCGCAUGCAAGAACAAAUGGUCAUCAAGAGGACCGUACUGUGAAAACUCAAAGGACACUGAGGCGUUGUCAUUCAUCUUACCCCAUGUGGAUUCUGAAGAUAAUUGCUUGCCUCAUGAAAAACUUUUGCUGCAGUACACCGCAACAGUUAAAGAAGUCGAACAAAUCAGCGGGCAGUAUUUCAAUUUAACCAAUGUACCAUUCAUGGAGCAAGUUGUACUGAAAUUACAUGUUAAUACUGAACUAUGGUAG